AUGGCACCUAUAUACGAGCAACUCGCCGCGCAAAAACGCGCCGACCAACUAUCUUCCAUCCCCCCGGAAUGGCGCCUCGAUCCCAUCCCAUCCAUUGACUCGGCACCCAAUGCACUGACAUAUAUCCGUCGGAUCCUGACCCCCGCCGAGUUAGCCCUGACAGAGGAAACCGACAUCAACGUCCUGCUCCGAAAGUUGCAUUCCAGAGAGCUCUCCUCGCUGGACUUAACGAGGGCGUUUGCUAAACGAGCAGCCCUCGCACACCAGCUCACUACCUGCUGCACGGAGAUUUUUUUCGAAGAGGCUUUCAAGGCAGCUGAACAGUUAGACGAAUAUCUCGCGACCACGGGAUGUCUUGUAGGUCCGUUGCAUGGGUUACCUGUCUCUAUUAAAGACCUGUUCUCCGUCAAAGGCGUUGAUACUUCCAUUGGCUGGAUCGGCCUAACAUCCCAACCCUCCCCCACCGACAAAACCGUCGCAACGACCCUCCGCCGCCUUGGCGCGGUGCUUUACGUGAAAACAAACCUCCCCCAGUCAAUGAUGAUGUCCGACUCGUAUAACCACGUGUUCGGACAGUGCGUGCACCCGUUCCAUCGCGGGCUCAUCUCGGGCGGGAGUUCAGGUGGCGAGGCCUCGCUUGUCGGCGCCAGGGGGAGCGUGUUGGGCAUCGGGACGGAUUUGGGUGGCUCGAUUCGCAUUCCGGCGGGGGUAUGUGGGUUGUAUGGGCUUUCGCCGAGUCAUGGGAGGCAUCCGUAUGAGCGGGGGAAUCCCGGACAAGAUAUCGUGCGUUCAGUAGCCGGUCCCAUGACAAACAGUCUAGCCAGCAUCGAACGCUACAUGGAAGCCCUACCAUCGGUCUCGCCGUGGACGAUAGAUCCGCAUGUCGCCGCCGUGCCGUGGCGCUCUCAUCUCGCCUCUGUCGGGAACAGACGUCUCAAGAUCGGGUUCCUGGUCGACGACGGGGUUGUCAAGGUUCAGCCCCCGGUCGCGAGGGCAGUGAGGGAGGUUGUGGACGCGUUGAGGGGUGCAGGGCAUGAAGUCAUCGAAUGGGACGCAUCCUCACACGGCCACGCCUACUCUCUCUGGCUGAAAGCCGUCCUCUCCGACGGCGGCGAGGGAUGUCGCAAGAAGACAGAAUUGAGCGGCGAGCCAUUAAUCCCUGGGAUGUUAGUUGGGAACGAGACGGACUUACUGACCACGUCGCAAACACAUCAACUCCACGCCGACAAAUACGCCUACGAAACAACCUACCUCACGCAAUGGACACUCAGCGGAAUCGACGCCCUAAUCAUGCCCACAAGCCCCUGGGUAGGCUAUAAGCCGUGGACCUGGACUAGCGGAAGCCAAUACGUCGGGUACACGAGUAUAUGGAAUUUCCUGGGCUAUGCGGCGCUGGCGGUUCCUGUGACGUGGGCGUCUAGGGAGAAGGAUCAGCCGGAUGAGGAGUGGAGGGCGCAUGUGCCGAGGAAUGAAAGUGAGAGGUUUACGAAUGAACAAUAUGAUAUCGACCUUGUCGAGGGUAUGCCUGUGGGCGUGCAAGUUGUGGGCGGCCGGUUCGGAGACGAGAUGUGCGUUGCGGUGGCGAAGGUGAUUGAACGAGUUCUUGCUGGGGGUCAGUUGACUCGUGCGAAGCUGUGAAGGGGAGGUUUCAAUAGAGGGCAGCGGAAGUGUCACAAUGAGUUUAGUAUACCAGGUAUGGUUGUUGCCCUGACAGUUGGUAAGAGCUAGAUCCUAGACGAGUACA
Molecule: messenger RNA, 1744 nt
Organism: Aspergillus melleus
Lineage: Eukaryota; Fungi; Ascomycota; Eurotiomycetes; Eurotiales; Aspergillaceae
Product: putative acetamidase
Exons: 6
Coding region: 1-1638 (545 amino acids)
Source: RefSeq, a predicted model, not a curated record